Molecule: messenger RNA, 1212 nt
Organism: Exophiala mesophila
Lineage: Eukaryota; Fungi; Ascomycota; Eurotiomycetes; Chaetothyriales; Herpotrichiellaceae
Exons: 1
Coding region: 1-1212 (403 amino acids)
Source: RefSeq, a predicted model, not a curated record
AUGGACCCACACAGCGAGGCUCUUCGCAUCGGCGCCGAUGCCGCUAUGUAUGUGCUUCAAAACACCCGAUUCCCCUUUUCUACCCUGAAACCUGUACGAGCCGCUUACAUCGCAGCUGCUGACGUAUAUGUCCAGCAAUUGGUGGCAAGUAAUAGUGUCGACCUCCUCUAUGGCCCGAACUUGUCCAUAGAGAUCUCCGACCGAGUGAUGCAAGGAUUCAUCGCUGGAACCUUGUCUCCACUGCAGUCGAACAUGAUGUUCGCACUUGUGCACGUGGAUGCUGAAUUUUACCGUGACUGCUGGCGCGACGUGCGGCAUCGAGCAGGCUUGAUGCAUCAAGAUGAGCUGAAUUCCCCCUUGCUUGCACGUGAGGUGUACUUUAGGGAGUCCAGCAUCCACAAAACCCGCGAGGUGCUUCGUGCCUGGCGUCGGUAUGCCGACGCCCUCCAGGCGAACCGCGCUAUGAAUGCUCCCGAUGUUGAACAGGACCGUUUCAUCGCCAGCCUUGUCAGCCAGGCGACGGUUGGCUUCAAUCGAUGGGCAGACUUGGUCUUUGCUCAGGGAGGGUAUGCUUUCGAGGAAGACCCUGCUGAACCAGCUGGCCGAUUGAGGGUAUAUCCGCCGUCGAGGAUGGAAGGAGCUUCGACUUUGAUCGAUUUGGCCUUUUCUCGACCUCGGACCCCGACCGCUGCUCUGGCCGCUGCGCCGCCUGAGCAAGGUGAAGCCCUCCCCAUCGGCUCAAAUAGCUCGGACAGUGAUGUGACCAUUGCGGACCACGAACUGCCGCGCUAUCUGGCGGAGGCCCAGGCGAGGGCUGCAAUGCGGGCGGCUAAGCAGACUCGCCCACAACAGGAGCCUGCGAUUCCAAACACUCAAGAGGAUGCAGAGAUGGCUGAGAGCAAUACAGCGAGCGAACAAGCACCUGCUGUCCCUACUGUCCCCGCUAAUCCUACCUCGUCUUUCGCCAUGACCCAGGCGACACAGAUCCCUAUUCCAACUCAUGCGCCUGCUCCUGCUCCUGCGUCUGCUGCUCCCGCACCUGCGCCUGCUCAGGCUCCGCUUGUGCGUCGAUUUGUCUGCGACCUCUGCCGCGGUCAUAAGGGCGUUACCAACAUCGCCAUCUUGCGCCGCCACUGGCGCCUUGUUCACGAUAUGCCCGUGAAGGAGACCCAAGCAAAAGCGAAGGAGAUGUACCCAGGGGAGCGUGGAUGA